AUGCACGCCACCUUUGCACGUCAAUUCACUUCGUCCGCCAGAAUCAUGUCCAACGUUUUCUUCGACAUCACCAAGAACGGCAGCCCUAUGGGCCGCAUCACGUUCAAGCUCUACGACGACGUGGUGCCCAAGACCACGCAGAACUUCCGUGAGCUCUGCACUGGCCAGCACGGUUUCGGUUACGAGGGUUCCUCGUUCCACCGUGUCAUCCCCCAGUUCAUGCUGCAGGGUGGUGACUUCACCGCCGGCAACGGUACCGGUGGAAAGUCGAUCUACGGCGCCAAGUUCGCCGACGAGAACUUCAAGCUGGCCCACACCAAGCCCGGUCUGCUCUCGAUGGCCAACGCCGGUCCCAACACCAACGGAUCGCAGUUCUUCAUCACCACCGUCGUCACCUCGUGGCUCGACGGAAAGCACGUCGUUUUCGGCGAGGUCGUCGAGGGCAUGGACAUCGUCAAGGCCAUCGAGAACGAGGGUACCAACUCGGGCAAGACCAAGUCCAAGAUCACCAUCGCCAAGUCCGGUACCGUCUAA
Pseudozyma hubeiensis SY62 is the source of this 534-nucleotide messenger RNA. RefSeq lists its product as hypothetical. Lineage: Eukaryota; Fungi; Basidiomycota; Ustilaginomycetes; Ustilaginales; Ustilaginaceae. Gene Ontology annotation, molecular function: peptidyl-prolyl cis-trans isomerase activity. The record is from RefSeq and is a predicted model, not a curated record. Bases 1 to 534 code for a protein of 177 amino acids. Gene Ontology annotation, biological process: protein peptidyl-prolyl isomerization; protein folding. The transcript has a single exon.